AUGGAGUGUCCACUUAAGUGGACAAUAUUAAAAUUUAUCACAAUCUUAUUACUAAACAAUCACCAGGUUCUAAGUCAAAACACAAGUCAAGGUGCGCCAGCUGUACCGUCAGGACCAAUCAUAUACAGGGAGUGUGUCAAAGAGGGGUCUAAUUCAAACAACCCUUCACCAACACCACAAUUGUUAAAUACUGUACUAACGAUAGCCGCAGCGAAAGGAGUGCUUCCUGACAUACUUCCACAAAUUCAACCAACUAGAACAGUGUCACCAGAGACACAGUCUACAACCCAAGAAUUCACGCAGAAAAAUAUUGCUAUAGUGCCUACAUCUCAAUCUAGCUCUUUUUAUCAACAAGAACCAGUUUUUGCAACUACUCAAUCAGUAGCCCCAGCUAUACCCAACACGAAUGCAAUAAUUCCAACUUCAUCUACAGCAUACACGCAUUCACAGUUGGCUAAAGUGCUUACAGUCCCACCACUUAUAAUUUCACCUGGCUUAAAUCAAGGAACUCAACAAAAUAAUCCAUUUAUUCCGUCCAUUUCUGAAUUUGCACAGCCACAAUCAACAGUGCUAAUUCCACAGAUAAAUGACGAACCGUGUCAUUGUUUUCAAAUUAGCGAAAAAUCUGAAGAAAUGACAUCAGCGCCAGCAUUGCCACUUGAAAGCACACCGAGUACAUUUGAAAUUACAAACGGAUUAAAUUUGGAACCGAUAUGUACAAAUUCAAUUUUGACGACAGAAUACGGUCAAUCGUUUCCGAUUAAUUUACAAAUUUCGAUACCACCACCCAACGUAGAGGCUCCGCGAAUUACGUUUAUAAAUGCAGCGUUACCAACACCAUCGCCAGAAAAGACUGCUUCCGUAGAUGUAAAUUCAUUCACAAACCCUAACUGGUUUUCAAAUGGAUAUUUACCUCCAGCGCCACCUCAACAGGUCAUUAUAAAAAAGAAGAAAUCGUUGCUAAAAGACUGGUUGCCAAUAAUGCUUUUAGCAAUGUUUAACAACGACCGUGAAAGUUGUAUUAAUGCUGGAUGUUGCUGUUGCUGUCCUUGUAAUUCUGGAGGUGGUAACUCCAUACCCAUUCCAUAUCCUAUACCGAUACCGAUUAAUAAUCCAAUAAUAAAUUCAGGAUUUUUGUGUCCAAAGUUAUCUAGAAACCAAGACUCUAAAAGUAAUAGAUAUGAUGAUGAUGAUGAUGAUGAUGACUGA
This is a messenger RNA of Parnassius mnemosyne (clouded apollo), 1209 nucleotides long. NCBI's taxonomy places the organism in Eukaryota, Metazoa, Arthropoda, Insecta, Lepidoptera, Papilionidae. The record is from the annotation of a GenBank genome assembly.